AUGUCUGAAAUUAAAGGAAUGCUGCAACAACUAAUUGGGUCGAAUGGAAAAGUGGGAGAGAAGGUGGAAGUACAUGAGUCAGCGAUAAAAGGCAUUGAGAUUCUAUUAGGGCAGAUAUCUAUGGCUCUGAAUAAUCAUCCCCAAGUGACUUUACCUGCAAACACACAUGUCAAUCCGAAGGAGCAGCGCCCAAAUCAGCUUAUGUCGGUGAGUUUGAGAAAUGUUCCAAUUGAGGUAGAUGAUUCAACUGAGCUAGCAAAAGUGAGAGUGCAACCAGCCCAGGAGGAAAUAAACAAGGAAAAAGAGGUUGCAGAGGAGGCUAAGAAAGUGCAAGAGAAGGCAUUAGAAAAAGUGCUUAAGCAAGAUCUAACUCAAGCCACAGGAAAGAAGCGAGCUCCAGCACCCUUCCGCAAAGAGGUGCCUGGUGAUGCAAAAAUGAUGAAUGACUUGAUGUCUCAUAAUUUUGACUUUCAAAACAUGGUAACUGUCACAUUGAGACAGACCUGUAGUGCGGUUAUGUCAAGACCUAUAGCAGAGAAGUUAUCCGACCAUGAAAGCUUCUUAGGCAUUGGAAGAGCAAGGCCCACAUCCAUGUUGCAACAACUAGCUGACCAAACGGUGAAAAGGCCAUCAGGUAUACUUGACGAUGCACUUGUGCUAGUUGGAAAAUUUGUGUUUCCAAUAGAUUUUGUCAUUCUGGAUUGCAAGGUUGAUGGGGAGAUUUCCAUAAUUUUGGGAAGGUCGUUCUUGGCCACAGGGAGAGCUCUGAUUGAUUGGGAAAUAGGGAAGCUGAAGAUGAGGUUAAGUAAUGAAGAAAUAACACUUAGUGUGUAA
This is a messenger RNA of Nicotiana tabacum (common tobacco), 834 nucleotides long. The record is from RefSeq and is a predicted model, not a curated record. NCBI's taxonomy places the organism in Eukaryota, Viridiplantae, Streptophyta, Magnoliopsida, Solanales, Solanaceae.